AUGUCUGGGUAUGCGAAGUUUAUGAAGGACAUGGUUAAAAAGAAGAGAUCUGUGAGUUUUGAGGAUGUAGAGAAGUUGCAACAUUGUACUGCUAUCGCUACAAGAUCCCUUAAGUAUAAAAAACAAGAUCCUUGUGCUUUUACUAUCCCUUUUACCAUUGAAUUAUUGCACUUUUCCAAGGCACUAUGUGAUCUUUGUACUAGCAUCUAUCUCAUGCCAUUGUCCAUUUACAAGAAGUUGGGAUUGAGUGAUCCAAAACCAACUACGAUGUGGUUGCUCAUGGCGAAUAUAACUUUGAAAAGGCCUAUUAGAGUGCUCCAUGACGUGUUAUAG
Molecule: messenger RNA, 333 nt
Organism: Solanum pennellii
Lineage: Eukaryota; Viridiplantae; Streptophyta; Magnoliopsida; Solanales; Solanaceae
Exons: 1
Coding region: 1-333 (110 amino acids)
Source: RefSeq, a predicted model, not a curated record